Molecule: messenger RNA, 627 nt
Organism: Dothidotthia symphoricarpi CBS 119687
Lineage: Eukaryota; Fungi; Ascomycota; Dothideomycetes; Pleosporales; Dothidotthiaceae
Exons: 1
Coding region: 1-627 (208 amino acids)
Source: RefSeq, a predicted model, not a curated record
AUGUGCAACGAACUCAUCCAAGUCUACGCCUGCGGCCACUCAAAAGACAUAUGCACAACACCCUGCCCACACGCACAAGACACCGCCAGCCCAGCAACCAUCUCACGCUCAAACUCCGUCGUUUCAUCAAUCGCGCCAUCAGCAAAGCAAAAUGUCGGGACCAACUCGCCAGCGCAGCGCUCCCCCCUACGUACCGUCAACCCAAGCGCAGCCACGCCCAACGAGCCGCGCGCCCCAGCAUUCCGAUUCAACAUCCCGAGCCAACACGCUCUUUCACCUACCUUCUCCACGACAAACACGAACAUGAACAGCCAACAUACCCUGCCAUCUCGUUACUCGACAUCCUCCUCCCCCUCAACAUCAGGUCCCACUUCACCAACCGCCUUCUCUAACCAACCACCUAGCCCCGUCACACCAGUGCCGAAUUUCUGCCCCUACGUGUUUCCCCCGCGCUUCCUUCCGCGGUCGCGGUUCCCGUGCCUGGGCUGCUAUAUGCAGCCUGAGUGGGAGGGUAUGCGGAGUGCGUGGAUGGAUAAUUAUCGGCAUGGGCAUCCGAUGGAUGGGAUGGAGGAUUUGGAGAGGUUAAGUGGGAUUGAGGGGGUGAGGGAGAGGUUGGGAUUGUUGUGA